Camellia sinensis is the source of this 437-nucleotide messenger RNA. The record is from RefSeq and is a predicted model, not a curated record. Lineage: Eukaryota; Viridiplantae; Streptophyta; Magnoliopsida; Ericales; Theaceae.
AUCUGAUAGGAAGUUUCUUUAUCAGAUAUUGGGUGAAGUUAUUAAUGCAGGGGCUACAACUGUCAAUGUCCCUGAUACUGUUGGGUAUACUGUGCCUGAUGAAUUUGGACAAUUGAUUGCCGACAUAAAAGCCAACACUCCUGGAAUUGAAAAUGUGAUUAUUUCGACGCACUGCCACAAUGAUCUUGGGCUGUCUACUGCCAACACAUUAGCGGGGGCAUGUGCAGGCUCAAGACAAGUGGAAGUAACAAUCAAUGGCAUUGGUGAAAGAGCUGGUAAUGCUUCAUUGGAGGAGACAGCUUUUAUGGACCUAAUGAUGCAAUUGCAUUCUGAGCUUGAUACUGAUGUUCCUUCCAUUGCUUCUCCUUUAGAGUAAGCAACAAGAAUGUUUUUAUCUGCUUUUCAUUUGCUUAUUGACUUUUUCUGCAAGAUUUCUU